AUGUCAAAAGACACAUCAAAACUAAUUAAUAAUGCUUUGAAUGUCUUAUCUAAAUUAGUCGAGACAGAUACAAAUAUAUCAACAAUUGAUUUAAAUUUAUUAGAAAAUUUAAACACCAAUCAAUCAUUAAAUUAUAUAAAAUUAGAAAAUGAUUUAAACAACUUGGAGUCAAACAGUAAACAGUUGGAGAAUUUUAAAACUGAGAUUGAUAACCAUACCAAGGUGUUGGGUGAAAUUGAAGAAAAAGUUCAGAAAUUAGAAAAUAUUAUUAAUGAAUUAGAUGCUUGGUCUAUUGAGUUAGAGGCCGCUUCAAAAAAAUGA
Molecule: messenger RNA, 321 nt
Organism: Lodderomyces jiufengensis
Lineage: Eukaryota; Fungi; Ascomycota; Pichiomycetes; Serinales; Debaryomycetaceae
Exons: 2
Coding region: 1-321 (106 amino acids)
Source: RefSeq, a predicted model, not a curated record